AUGACGAACGUGCGGGACGUUAAGAAGAAAGCACCUGACGGUGGCUGGGGAUGGUUCGUUUGCCUUGGCAGCAGUUUAAUAUCGCUUACACUAAGAUCUCUGGAUCCUUCGUUUGGUCUCCUUUUUCACGACCCUUUGAUGGAGCUUGAAAUAGAUUCCACAGGAACGUCGUUGAUAACGGGUAUCCUCGAUGCCAUCGUCAAUUUUUCAGGUCUUCUCAUAGGACCUUUGUUGAAGAGAUUUUCUUACAGAAAAGUGGCCUUCUUCGGGUCGCUUUUAAGUUGCAUUGGAUUGAUACUCACAUCGUUCGCCAACAGCAUAAUGCAUAUUAUUUGCACUUACAGUAUUUUAGGAGGUUUAGGAACUGGACUGUCGCUAGCGUCAUCAUUUGUCGCAUUAAACACGUUUUUCGAUAAAAAACGGGGUCAAGCAGUUGGCUUUUCCAUGGCAGGGACAACAUUAGCCAUGAUGCUAGUACCACAAUUCAUACACGUUCUUCUGGAUGCUUAUGGAUUCCGAGGAGCCAUGUUAAUCAUUGGUGGAUGGGCGCUCCAUUCUGUAGUCGGUGCUUGUUUACUGAGACCACUAAAAACUGAUAAUACAAAAGUUACUGAAAAGAAUCCUAAUAAGACGACAGAAAUCGAAUCAUUACUUCAGAAAGAUAGCAACGGUGUGGCAAAAAAAAUAGGAAAUGCCACAUUAUGUUCAAAGGACAACGAAUUGAUGAAGGACGAAGCAAAAAAGCAACAAAAUGAUUCGUCAUUUCUUGGAAAGAUAAUGGAAACCUUUGAUUUGGACCUUCUGAAAAAUGGUGUCUAUGUAAAUGUUAUUAUCGGUUUGAGUCUUUAUUAUGUUGCCGAAUCAAACUUUAAACUAAUGACUCCAUUCUUCCUAUCUUCUAUAGGACUGACAAAGGUGGAAAUUGCCUCUUGUUUAUCGAUAACCGCAUUCACCGACAUUAUUGCCCGACUUCUACUUCCGACCAUCUUCGACAGAUUUGGAUUCAAGAAGAGAUCUGUCUUCUGGGUGUCCUGUAUUCUGGUCGGAAUUGGACGAUCCAUUAUGGCAGCCCAAACGAAAGGAAUAUGUUUGGUAGUGACUUUCAUAGUAAUCGGCUUCUUACGAGGUGCCACUUUAGUCAAUUUGAAUCUCAGCGUCUCUGAAUGCUGUUCCUUGAAGAAAUUGCCGAGUGCAUUUGGAAUGUUUAUGGUGUUCAAGGGUAUAUUCGUUAUAACAAUGAGUCCUCUAAUUGGGUACAUACGAGAUGUCAGCCAAAGUUAUACCCUUUGUAUACAUAUUAUGACACUGAUGAUAAGCGGAACGUUUUUUGCGUGGAGUUUCGAGUUCAUCUUUGACAUAUAUAAAAGAAGAGGCAAAUCUUUUUUACCCUGCAAAAAUGAAGUGACGACACAAGGGACAUAA
Molecule: messenger RNA, 1422 nt
Organism: Dufourea novaeangliae
Lineage: Eukaryota; Metazoa; Arthropoda; Insecta; Hymenoptera; Halictidae
Product: monocarboxylate transporter 2-like
Exons: 9
Coding region: 1-1422 (473 amino acids)
Biological process (GO): transmembrane transport; monocarboxylic acid transport
Molecular function (GO): monocarboxylic acid transmembrane transporter activity
Source: RefSeq, a predicted model, not a curated record